AUGUUACUUGAAUGUGGACGUGUGGUUCGAGCAACAACCGCCAUAAAUGCUCCACACCACAUCAGUAUCUUCCUGGGGCUGGCAGCCACCUACAGCUACCGCUGGUUGCGCGUCCAGCACACGCAUGUUGACGAUGGUGGGGCUCAGCGCUUUGGAGCUCCAACCGGAGACCCUAUGCGCAGGGGAUAUACUGAUAGACUCGAGUAUUUUUGCCGCGCAUUCGUGGCUGGCGACGCACGAGGACACCGCGUUGGCGUGGUAACGAGAGUUGAUGCCACAGAAGGUGUCGAGUAUCCGGUCUCUGUCGACACUGAAGACGCCCUACCUACCGACAUGAUGGUAAAGCGUGUGGGAGACCAGUUUGGCAACAAAUUCUCCCCAGAAGCCACGAAGUGGCGAAAGCUACGGACGUUUCAUCUGACCUCAGGAUCAUUUUCGGCUCCGUCUCGGUCCAGCGCGCUGAAUAUGGCCCUUCAAGGUGCAGUGCAGACCUCUAUCGAAUCCACUUACGAGGCACUUCGUCAUAUGCGCGAGGAAAUUGUUUCCGAGAGCUCUCAUUCAGGAAGGUCCAGUUUGGAAGAGCCUGAACCCGAUUUGGUUUUUUUGCCGAGGUUCAGCGCUACGGAUCUCGACGUAACGGAGGCAACAGACCUGCAAUCACCAACUACACCAACCAAACAAUCGAGUCAACGCGAGGAAAUUUCCAAACGAUCGUCACUUAGCCAGAUUAUAAACUUAGUGUCCUCGGAUGAUGAAGCGGCUAUGAACGACACGACUACAAUCUCUGACGACAAGGUGGCGGAGGCACUGGCCUACGCCAAAACCGUACCAACACGAUACAAACGGCACAAGAUGCGACAUCAUCGGAAGUCUCGCGUUGUGGACUGGCACCAGCCGAUAUCGCGGGUGAGGCGCAAUUUGGCAAGAUGUGCGAUUACAAGGAGUGGUAUCCAGAUUUACCACGCGAAAACUUUAAAAGCCGUCCAGAUUCAGAGUUUCUUGCGGAAACUAGGUGUCAGAGCGCGCUUAAUUUGCCUAAGAGCUAGGCGUGAAUCAUUUCCAACGCCUACAGCCAAACCUUCGGCUCCUACGCUUACAGAGGUGCCGUGGCCUACCGAAAUUAAGAGGAUCGACACGUGCAUAACGAACGGCGUGAAAUUUCAAGACAUUGGGGGUGUACACAAGUGUGGCUGUACCGUAGAUUGCUUCGUGGACGACAACCUCGACGUAGGAGACGUACUCGGGGAAUACUGCGGAGAGCUUACCGAGUUCCCAGCUAUCGUGGAGGGUCAAGCUAAGCAAGCUGUAAAGCAGAACAGCGGGUACACUCUACUCUACAACGCGAAAUCCAAAACCCGCAAAUACGUCUACGUUGAUGCACUGCACUGCGGUAGCAUAACUCGGUUCAUCAGCCACGCCUGCGACCCUAACGCAGCUUUUGUCGAGCAGCAGAAUCGUUCAAGGGUGAAGGUUAUGGUGACGAUGACUAAAGACGUUCAGGCUGGGGCAGAGAUUACUGUGAACUACGGCGACGAGCGCUGGUUUAAGUGCGCAUGCGAGGAUUGCUGGCAGGCGAAUGCGGAACAGGAAGAAUAA
Molecule: messenger RNA, 1596 nt
Organism: Phytophthora nicotianae INRA-310
Lineage: Eukaryota; Oomycota; Peronosporomycetes; Peronosporales; Peronosporaceae
Exons: 2
Coding region: 1-1596 (531 amino acids)
Molecular function (GO): protein binding
Source: RefSeq, a predicted model, not a curated record